UGCUCUCUAUUUUGCCUCUUAUCAAUCCGUCUUUUCCAAUAUAAACUGAGGACAAAGCAACGUGAUUUUAUCACUCAAGACGACUCAAGAUGAAAGUCGGCGUGUGCCUAUUGUUGGCCCUUCUGGGUUCUGCCCUGGGCUACAACUCUUACUCAGGGUAUCAAGUACUGCAGACCAGAGUCUUGACAAAUGAAGACGCUGAGCUCCUGGCGCCUUUCAUGAACAGGCCUGAAUUUGAUUUUGUGAUAACUCCUCGCGUAGGACGCGCCGCUGAGAUCAUGGCCUCUCCCGAAAACGUCGUAAUCCUCAGGAAUAACUUGAAAAGACUGAAUUUGGAACCCAUCAUAAUCGUCGAGGACGUUGGAAUUUUGAUCGAAAAGGAGAGGAGCGAAAUCGCUCACAAGCGUGCUCUUGAAAAGAAGGAAGGCCGCGCCCCAGCCCUCGACAGGUUCCUCAGCUUUGAUGAGAUUGAGGCUUACAUCGAUGAAGUCGCGGCUGCCUUCCCGAACAUUGUCAGUGUCAUUCAAAUUGGCACCUCUUAUGAAGGUCGUCCCCUCAGGGUAGUCAAACUCUCCAACGGCCCUGGAAAGAACGCGAUCUGGUUCGACGCUGCCAUCCACGCCCGAGAGUGGAUCGCACCCCCCACCGCCCUCUUCGCCAUCAAUGAACUGACCGAAAACCUUGCCAACAACCAGGCUCUCCUGGACGCCAACGACUGGUACUUCCUUGUGGUUGCCAACCCUGAUGGCUACUCGUACAGUUGGACUGAUGAUCGCCUUUGGAGAAAGACCCGUCGCCCCAACCCCGGCGGCACCCCCUGCGUUGGAACUGACCCAAACAGGAACUUUGACCAACACUGGGGAGAGGCUGGCAUCCCUUCACCGUGCGAUGAAACCUUCCCUGGCGGUGCACCCUUCUCUGAAUCCGAAACCAAGGCCAUUUCGGACUUCAUUUUGGCUACUCCUAGCAUCACUUUCUAUGUGGCCAUCCACAGUUACGGACAAUACAUUCUAUAUCCAUAUGGACACACAGGUCUCCUACCACCCACUGUGGAUGAAUUGGACCGCGUUGCACAAGAAGCCAACAACGCUAUCACGAGUGUGAAUGGAAACUCAUAUGAUAUUGGAACUACAGCCGGUCUUUUGUAUCUCGCAUUCGGAGUGAGCAAUGACUGGGCGUAUGACCAGGCCAACAUUCCCUAUGCUUACACCAUCGAGUUGCCUGGAGGCGGCCUUGCAGGCUUCAACCCUCCUGCAUCACUAAUCGCUCCAACAAACGCUGAAUGCUGGGAAGCGUACAAAGUUUUUGCAGCAAACAUUCCUGCUGCCAGACGUUAAAUACAAAGUUUUUAAAAUCAAUAAAAAUGAUUGUAAAAUA
Molecule: messenger RNA, 1377 nt
Organism: Neocloeon triangulifer
Lineage: Eukaryota; Metazoa; Arthropoda; Insecta; Ephemeroptera; Baetidae
Product: carboxypeptidase B-like
Exons: 8
Coding region: 90-1337 (415 amino acids)
Biological process (GO): proteolysis
Molecular function (GO): metallocarboxypeptidase activity; zinc ion binding
Source: RefSeq, a predicted model, not a curated record